This is a messenger RNA of Sipha flava (yellow sugarcane aphid), 2256 nucleotides long. It is a transcript of the gene Brd7-9, whose product is annotated as bromodomain-containing protein 7. The transcript has 12 exons. Gene Ontology annotation, biological process: regulation of transcription by RNA polymerase II. Lineage: Eukaryota; Metazoa; Arthropoda; Insecta; Hemiptera; Aphididae. The coding region runs from base 1 to 2205 and encodes 734 amino acids. Gene Ontology annotation, cellular component: nucleus. The record is from RefSeq and is a predicted model, not a curated record.
AUGGCUGUCUCGAGAGUGAGAAAUGGUUCAAAGGCAUCCAAACUGGCGUCUUUCGACGAAAAUAAUGAAUUUGAAAGUAAGAAACGAAAGAAGCACAAAAAAGAUAAAUACGAAGAUAAAGAAAAGUCUGGAGGUUUAAAAUUGAUAUUGAAAGUCGGUAGUGGAAGUUGUUUGCCUCCGGCUGAUGAGGUGAUUAGUAAUGGCAAUCAUGAUGCUGGUGAUUAUUUAUCCAAAUCACACAAAAAGAAAAAAAAGAAGCACAAGCAUCAUAAGGAAAAGAGAAAAAGAACUCGGGAUGAUAUCACCUUGCACGAAGAGAUAAGUUUAGGCGAGGAAACUUUAGCUGAAGCACCAAUAUCAAAACGCACUAUAGGUCUUGAUAAUACCACUAAUAGGAUUACAACAAACUUAAAUGAGUCUCAAAAUGACGAAUGGGGAGGAACAGAAGAAACAAAAAAACCAAAUGAAAAUCGACAAACCUUACAACAAUUAUUAACACAUUUACUUAGAGCUUUGGAACGUAGAGAUCCACAACAAUUAUUUGCAUGGCCAGUUACAGAUCGCAUCGCUCCUAAUUAUUCUCGUCUCAUAUCUAAACCAAUGGAUUUUGAAACAAUUAGACGAAACAUUCAAAGUAAUCAAUAUACUAGUCUAAAUGCAUUUGUUGCAGAUUUUAAAUUAAUGUGUGACAAUGCAAUGACGUACAAUCAACCAGAAACAAUUUAUUAUAAAGCUGCUAAACGACUUCUUCAUGCUGGUUUAAAGUUAACGGGCCCUGAAAAAUUAAAGACACUUUUAUCUGCGUUGCCUGGAAUGGCUCAAAUACCUCAAGCACAAUUAGGUUUUGACAUAAAUCAAGAUUAUCAAGAUACUUCAAAUGAUACAAUAAUUGAAAAUAAUGACCGAUUGCAUGAUAUAGAUCAAUCAAAUCAACGGAAAAUUUUGUCAAAAUUUGAAGCAAUACCUGAUAAUUUGACUCCAGACGAGAUUCUUAAACAGGCUCAAAACGCUUCUAAAACAGCUUCCGAAAAAUUAUUAACAAAAAAUAAUAAAAUGGGAUUUUUAAAACAACAAAACAAUGGAUCUACAUCACUAUCAAUUUUAGUGCCAAAUGAUGGUAUCAAUCCAGAAACUGGGGAAAGACCAGUUCUUUUAGGAUCAUUAAUUGGAAAACUGAACCAUGGAGUGGGAUCAAUUCCUGGUUUCCGUGAAGAUAGACGUAAUAUGGUUAAAACUGUAAAACCUUUAUAUUAUGGGGCCUUUGGUUCUUAUGCUCCAACUUAUGAUUCUACUUUUGCUAAUUUAACAAAAGAUGAAUCAGAUUUAGUAUUGAGAACAUAUGGGGACGAAGCAUCAGCACAGUAUGCAGAAAGUAUUUUAAAUUUUACAAAAGAUUCAGAUUAUGCAAUGACUAUGGCUGAUAAUUUGCUUGAUUUAAUGACUGGUGGUGAUCAUCGUAAAACAAAACGAGUAUUAGAUGAAAGAAAAAAACAACAAUUGAUUUUAGAAGAUAGCAAGAAAUCAAUUAUUCAAUCACAGCAACUAUCAUCUUAUCAAUCUUCUGUAAUUUCACAAGGAAAUUCUGGAAAUUCAAAUACUACUACUGUAAAUAGUCAGACAAAAUCUGCACCGAUACAAAUUGAUCAAUUAAAAUCAUUAUCAGAACUCGGCAUCGAUACAAAAUUUAUAGACUAUUAUCAAGAACAAAGUGUAUUUCAAGACAGAUUGGAUCAUGUUGGUGGUUUACUUGGCCGUUUACAAAAUAUACAAAACCAAAGACUCAGUGCUCCUCUUCCUCAGCAUCUUUCACAAAUACAACAUCCAUCACCACAAGAAGUUCAAUUAGCGGACAAAAUUACUGAAUCUCUUGCUGAAAAUUUGAAAAGAGUUCCACCGUCAGCUGUAAUGUCAGUCACAGGUGUACGUAAAGCAAUGGGGAUUGCACAAAUAUCUCAUUUAGAUGUAACUCAAAGUAAUUGUAAUCCACCAAAUGUAGUAAAUCAUGGAUCAUCCCAUCAACAAACACAGGCAUCAUUAAUAGGAGAUGGAAUACAAGAUCGUGUUGAAGCUGUUGAGGGUACUGUGUCGGGUGUUGAUUUAGAAUCUGAAUUAAGAGAAUUUCUUGAAAGUGAUCCUACUUUGACAAGUUUUCCAUUACAUGAUGAAAAUGAUCGAACAAUUGAAGAGAUUUUAUCUGAAUCAUAAUUUUAAUUUUUUUUUUUUUUAAUAUAUUAAAUUUUAUACUGGAAUUUAUAC